AUGGUCGCCCCCGCCGUCUCUUCCGCCGUCCCCUACGUCCCACCAAACAUCUGCUGCUCCUCCUUCGCCGGCCACACCUGCACAAAGGACCAGUACGACUACCACCGCCAAGACGUGAUUUUAAACCAAAUAAUAAACGUCUUCGGCAAAGAAUGCGUCCGCAAAGGCGCCGGCCCCGGUGCCUGGACCCCCAAUAAGAACUGGUCCGAGUGGUACGCCUGCGAGGUGUGGACGGGUCCCGAGCAGCGUCAAAUCGAGGUCGGGGAGUGUACCCUCUACUGCGGCACGUCGGAUGAUUUUAAGGAUGGGCCUUGUGUUUAA
Messenger RNA from Colletotrichum orchidophilum, 321 nucleotides. RefSeq lists its product as uncharacterized. The record is from RefSeq and is a predicted model, not a curated record. NCBI's taxonomy places the organism in Eukaryota, Fungi, Ascomycota, Sordariomycetes, Glomerellales, Glomerellaceae. The transcript has a single exon. Bases 1 to 321 code for a protein of 106 amino acids.